This is a messenger RNA of Protomyces lactucae-debilis, 399 nucleotides long. RefSeq lists its product as uncharacterized. Bases 1 to 399 code for a protein of 132 amino acids. The record is from RefSeq and is a predicted model, not a curated record. Lineage: Eukaryota; Fungi; Ascomycota; Taphrinomycetes; Taphrinales; Protomycetaceae. The transcript has a single exon.
AUGCAGUUCUUCAGCCUCAUCACCUUUGCAGCACUAGUAGCAGCAGUGCCUUUCACCAAGCGAGAUGAACCAACUGUCGUCGGCGGUGUUGACAAUGUCCUGACCACGGCAGAUCCCGCACUCGCACCAGUCCUCGCUGCAGUCACGCAACUCGAGACUGCCUUGGGUACGGCACUCCCACCAGUCCAAUCCAUCUUGGACCUGCUUGACUCUCUCAAAAUCGCCAAGCGCGACGACAACACCAUUGUCGGCGGUGUUGAGAAUGUCUUGACAACAGCGGACCCUGCAUUGGCGCCCGUCUUGGAAUCCGUUUCGAAUCUGGAAGAUGCACUAGGCACGGCACUGCCAACGGUCGGAUCAUUGCUUGACUUGCUUGCCGCGCUGAAAGUGGCAAAAUAG